Messenger RNA from Thunnus maccoyii (southern bluefin tuna), 3814 nucleotides. RefSeq names its product chemerin chemokine-like receptor 2 (gene cmklr2). Gene Ontology annotation, molecular function: G protein-coupled receptor activity; complement receptor activity. Bases 2315 to 3394 code for a protein of 359 amino acids. The record is from RefSeq and is a predicted model, not a curated record. NCBI's taxonomy places the organism in Eukaryota, Metazoa, Chordata, Actinopteri, Scombriformes, Scombridae. Gene Ontology annotation, biological process: chemotaxis; phospholipase C-activating G protein-coupled receptor signaling pathway; inflammatory response. The transcript is spliced from 3 exons. Gene Ontology annotation, cellular component: plasma membrane.
ACCUUUAAGGUAAUUCACUGUCACACAACCUGUAGUAACUUUCACUUCUUGUUCAAGAUAUAAAGGGUAAAUCCACAAUGAUUCAUGCAGAGCAGAAAGCUGAAAUGUUCAAUCUGAAAAGAAGUUCUGGCUAUGCUUCACAGAUGUUUUAUCUUUGACUCUUAUGACAUCGCUGAUUUGGGUGUGGACGAGGGAGCUAUUUGUUAGUGUAGCAGUAGUUUAUAUCAACUGCAGCCCUUAUCUGUGAUUAAGCGGAAAAGUAGCUAUAUUUUGUAAAAACAGCUGCUGAAGACACUCUAAAGAACCAGCAUUCCUUGCUCAUGUUACUUCUAAUGCACAAUGUGUACAAUGUCAUCUGUCAAGUCGGAGAUGGGCUUGAGGCUUCAGAUUUGUUCAUUUUUAACAGAAAGCCUGUUUUGCAAACUGGAGACAUGAAGUUUUAAAAACAUGCGGGGGUCUAAAAAAGGAAGCUAAGUGUAGGAUCAAGUACUUUUGAGCCUCACCCAUUUUUGAAAAGUCAGGAUAUCUCGGCCUCUGCUGCAGUAAUUUGGACCCUUCUUUCUUGAAUCUGUCACCUUCUCCCACACCUCCAUGGAAGCCUGUUACUCAUUUGCUGGAGCCUCCCCAUUAACCAUACCUGAUAUAGUGGCUGCCAUGCAUGGAUAAUGUAGAGAUAAAUAAUUUAAAAAGGCACUUCGGUUUUACACAUGACGGUUAGUUUACUCAUUCAGCCUGUAAAAACAGUUGUAUAAUGUCCUCUGUGGCUUUACCAAGUCUGAGAAAAUAACCACUGAUGAUGUCAUUGGGGAUUUUCUUGGCUUGGGUGUGCAGACUCCAAAAUUAACUGAAAGCCUGUGUUACAUGGAAUUGGAAAGACAUGGGUCAUGUACCAGGCAAGUAGGACCUAACGACAGACACUAUUGAGUUGCAUGAUGGAAAAUGUAGUAUUUUUAUGUACUAUGUAGUAGUAGUAAUGUAAUUAUUAUUUUUUAUGAUCUGCUGCAUCAAUUUGGAUCUAAAACUUUUCCCCUUCUCUCCAAGUCUUACAACUUCAUGGAAGCACAAUUCUAAAUCACCCCUUUCAAAAAAAACAUAACUGCACAUAAUUUUCCAGACCAGUCUAAUUUGUGUCUGGGUUGAAAUAACGCUGGAUUUAGAAAGUUGUUCUAUCAAACAUUAUAAAGUCCAGUCAAGCCUAUUUGCACAUCCAAAUUCAGCCUAUGAUGAGCCUAUCAUCCAUGAAUAAAAUAAGUCUACAAUAUAAUCAUACACAAUCCUCUUAAUAUAUAAACCUUCAUAAAUCAAAUUGUCUCAGAAUUACAUAAAUAUACUUAAAGUGCACAAUUCACAAAUCACACAUACAAACACAGCAAAUAAACUUCAGCAUUACAUUCACCAACCAAGGAACCUUUACCUUAAAGACUAGAAACAUAAAUUGCUGUUGACAUGAACAUGAACCAAUAAAUCUGUCAAGCAGAGCGGGCCUGCAUAUUAAUGCUGCAUGUAAUAACAUAAAGAAACAUAUGAAGGUCACAGCACUAACAUGUAACAUAUAUGUUACAUUAUAUGAUAGUGUCAGUGCACUAUGAGGGUCAUUGCACUGUCUCAAGUCUAUCCUCUUUUAAUGAGCACCAAGCAAUGUGUUAGAGGAAAGCAAAUGAAGAAGUGAGAGAGGCAGCAACAGCUCCUGAAUAAAUUUCCCCUGAGUUGGCCCUUCCUACUGAAGCAGUUGGUGCUUUUGAGAGAGAGAGAGAGAGAAAAAAAAUCUGCUGUAUGUCAACAAAAAAAAAUCUGCAGCAUUCAAACCCUUCCCGUUUAUUCAAUGAGGGAAGGAGCGUGCGUUGAGGGUUUACCCAGCUUGUUAUGAAAAGCAGCCGCAGCUCGUCUGAAUGAAAGCAUUCUUCUUCGUGCGGGUGACCAAUAACUUCUCUUCAUUCUGUGGUCCAUGUAUGACGCGUCAGCCAGGCGCGCCCACUGCACAUCUCAACUCCUCUGUGCACCCCCUAACUGGAGUUUAGUUUGGAUGGACUCAACGGAAAGACAGACUACACAAGCCGCAGAAAGACUUUAAGGACUGGCUAAAGGACUAGCAGUCACUUUGAUGCGAGAGCUGUCGAUGUUUUGAUCCAGAAAACUGAUAAAAGGAAGCGCUGCACUUUUGGGAUUUCUCAGGAACACACCCAGCCCUAACAGUUACACAGGAAGUGAAUGAUUGGGAAGAAGAACGGGACAGGCAACUGGAUCCCUUUUGGAGAGCAGCCCAGCAGGAUAACAAAAAGUGUGAGUUUCCCUUCCUGCAGAUAACUUCAAAAUAAUGGGUGACUCCAGCGAGGACUACGGAAACUACACCUAUGAAUAUUACCUAGAGUAUGGCGACUUGGAAGAAAUUAAAGCAGAGCACAGCCAGAGGGAAGCUACGCACAUUAUCUCAGUGGUCGUCUACAUUGUUUCCUUUGUGCUCGGCCUGAUUGGAAAUGGAAUCGUCAUCUGGGUGACAGGCUGUAAAAGCAAAAAGACUGUCAACAGUGUUUGGUUGCUCAAUCUAGCAAUCGCAGACUUUGUAUUUGUGCUUUUUCUACCCUUCUACAUUGAUUACAUACUGCGGGACUUCCACUGGGACUUUGGUGUGAUCAUGUGUAAGAUUAACUCAUUUGUGUCUGUGAUGAACAUGUAUGCCAGUGUACUUUUUCUCACAGUGCUCAGUAUAGACAGAUAUGUUUCUCUGGUCCACCUUAACUGGUCUCAAAGGUAUCGCACUGUAGAGAGAGCCUGGGUGAUAUGUGGUUGCAUAUGGGCGCUAGCUGCCGCUUUGAGCUGUCCUGCACUGAUCUUUCGCGACACCAUGCAAGUACAUGACAAGAUUGUGUGCUUCAACAACUUCCACGCACAGGAUGCACACACAGCAGCUGUAAGACACAUUAUAAUAGUGGUCAUCCGUACCACUGUGGGCUUCCUUCUGCCGUUUACUGCUAUAUGUGUGACAGGCAUACUUCUGACAAUCAAAGUGAAUCGAUCUCAGGGCUUGGUUCGCCUGUCUAGCUUCUCCAAAACAGUCUCUGCAGUGAUUCUGGCCUUCUUUUUAUGCUGGGCUCCUUUUCACACUUUCAGCUUGAUGGAGUUAUCCAUACAUUCCUCAUUUUACUUACAUUACAUACUGAAAACUGGCUUUCCUUUGGCCACCAGCUUAGGUUUUUUUAACAGCUGCAUUAACCCCCUGCUCUAUAUGCUCCUGGGCAAAAAGGUUCGUCAUAUCCUGAAGCGUGCGUGCCUGGAUAUCACAAAGAGCUCACUAAGAGAGUUCAGCCAGUCAAUCUCUGCCACUGAAAUUGAGACUGUGCCAGGGAUUCCUCAGGACAGUUCACCGGAGGAGCCCUUUGAGUCGUCAAAGCUAUGAUCACAAUCAUCCACGGACUCUCGUAGUUGUCCAUGAAAAAUAUGAGGGUGAGACUGGCUAUAAUUUGGGCGUAAAUGUGGAGGAUUAUCGUAGCUGUUCUUUCCAGCUGUAGGGUUAAGAUUUUCCUAUUUUGUUUCAUUUGGACGGAGUUAUGCCCACUUCAACCGACAAUUACUCUCGAUGGAAAAGUAUGCACAUGCUCCAUGCACACUGAGUUUGUAUCUUUCCAUUUAUUUUUCUGUUGCAUAACCUGCAGAAAAAGAGGCAAAAUGAAAAUUAGAGCUGAAAUAGUCAAUUAGUUGAUCGACAGAUAAUUAAUCAGCAACGAUUUUGGUAAUCAGUUCAUUUUUUACAUAAUUUUUAAAAUAAAAAUGUUCUGCUUUCAGCUUCUCAGUUGUAAGGAUUUGCUAAUAACUGUUG